UUCUGGUUUAUCUCUUCCCCAAUUCCAGAAUCACACCUACCCAAUCCAAUGGAGCUAACCCUAGACCAACUGAAGCAGUACGACGGCACCAAUCCAUCAAACCCUAUUUACAUCGGCGUCAAGGGCCGUAUCUUCGACGUCACCACCGCAAAAUCCUUCUACGGUCCCGGCGGUUCCUACGCCAUGUUCGCCGGUAAAGAUGCGAGCAGAGCUCUAGCUAAGAUGAGUAAGAACGAUGAAGAUGUUAUCGGAUCUCUUGAUGGACUCACUGAGAAGGAGAUCGGAAUUUUGAAUGAUUGGGAGAAGAAAUUCGAAGCUAAGUAUCCAAUUGUUGGUUCUCUUGCUGCUUAAAUAAAUUAUAUACAUGAAUAAUCGGUUUAUCUGAAUCGAAAACAAACUUGCUUGAAAUUGCAUCUGGUUGUAGCUGCUGAAUUCAAUGUUUAGCAUAAAUUUGUGGCUUAUGUUUCCAGAUCGCUGACUGCUUUCUUCAUUUCUAGUUUGAAAUUGAUUGGUGGUUUUCGAUUGUUGUUUGCGUAUAUUCGAUCGGUUGUGGAUUUUGUUUG
Messenger RNA from Cynara cardunculus var. scolymus (artichoke), 563 nucleotides. Its product is annotated as probable steroid-binding protein 3. Gene Ontology annotation, cellular component: endomembrane system; membrane. Lineage: Eukaryota; Viridiplantae; Streptophyta; Magnoliopsida; Asterales; Asteraceae. The coding region runs from base 49 to 351 and encodes 100 amino acids. The record is from RefSeq and is a predicted model, not a curated record. The transcript has a single exon.